Darwinula stevensoni is the source of this 930-nucleotide messenger RNA. NCBI's taxonomy places the organism in Eukaryota, Metazoa, Arthropoda, Ostracoda, Podocopida, Darwinulidae. The record is from the annotation of a GenBank genome assembly.
AUGGCUGUUCUCAUAUUAGCGGCUAUUUAUCCUGAGUGUCGACUAUCUGAGAAGGCGAUGGAGUACAUUGGGACAACCAACGUCACCGAGACAGGGAAAUCAUGCCUCAGGUGGGAUUCCGGGAAUGUGACUUCUUCGUACGAGUCCGCUAAUGCUGGGUUCAAUAAAGUCUUGUUCUUCGAGGAGCACUUCUUAAACCAGGAUCCAUCCUUGCACAAAAACUUCUGCCGAAACCCAACUGGGUUGGCCAAGCCCUGGUGCUUUGUCGACGAGAAUGGCUUGAAGGUGGAGUUUUGCUGGAUUCGUCCCUGCGAUGAUUUCGGCGCUCCAGAGUGCAAGUUGAGCCAAAAGGGAGGGGAGUAUGUAGGCGUGAAGGACAAGACCAUCUCUGGGUUCGAUUGCAUUCCGUGGCUUAAUCGAGAGAGCAGUGAUGGGGACAGGAUCCGUGGGACCCGUAAAGGAUCAUUCUCAGAUGAACUCACUAACAGUCACAAUUUCUGUCGGAAUCCGAACGGGAACCCCGGAGGUCCUUGGUGCAGCAUCAAGAAUCCCCGAAAGCCCGAAAUGAAGUGGGAGUAUUGCGAUGUAUCCUUUUGCGACUUCGACGCUUCUCAAAGAACCCUCGAGUCUGGAGAUGAAUACAAGUCAAAGCCUGCGGAAUGCAUUCAAACGAAACAUGGACGAGAGUACUCAGGAUUCAAGAAUGUGACUCUGUCGGGGAAGAAGUGCCAGCCCUGGCUAAGCCAAACGCCAAACGAGCAUUCGACCAUCCUCCGCCUCCCAGUAUUCCCCGAUCCUGGCUUGGACGAUCGUCAUAACUACUGUCGAAAUCCCGAUUUAGAAAAAAAGGGACCUUGGUGUUACAACGGAGAGGGCACCGAUCCUGCUUGGGAAUAUUGCGACAUCGAGUUUUGCCAGGGGAUGAAUUGA